AUGGCUUUAGUUUUUCGCUAUUUCCUGCAAGUCCUGAUCUCUUGGGAUAUACACGCAGCUCAGCCUUCCUGUUGGCCAGGAUGUACCUGCUCAGAGGAGAGCUUUGGCAGGAGUUUGCAGUGCAUGUCUGUGUCUUUGGAAAAGAUUCCAGGCAGCUUUCACAAAGAGCUCAAGCAAGUGAGAAUCGAGAAUGCACCCUUAUCUGAACUUCCCCGAGGGUCCUUCAUCAACAUGAGCACCUUGCAGUACCUAUGGCUCAAUUUUAACAAUGUCACCGUGAUUCACCCGGGAGCUUUGGAGCACCUACCAGAGUUGAGAGAGCUGAGGCUGGAAGGGAAUAAACUCCGUUCAGUACCAUGGACAGCGUUCAGCUCCACUCCUCUCCUGAGGGUCCUGGAUCUCAAACACAACAGGAUAGAGGCACUCCCUGAACUGGCUCUUCAAUUCUUAGCCAAUCUGACCUACCUAGACUUAUCCUCCAAUAGGCUGACAGUUAUAUCUAAGAAUGUCUUUUUGAACUGGCCAGCCCAGCAGAAACACCAGCAGUAUGGUUGUGGGGUUGGGACUCUCUCCAGCACAGUACUGGCAAUCCACGACAACCCCUGGGUAUGUGACUGCCGUCUAAGGGGGCUUGUCCAGUUUGUUAAGCCCAUCAGCCUCCCAUUCAUCCUGGUGAAUUCCUACCUGAUAUGCCAGGGACCCCUCUCCAAGGCAGGGCAGCUUUUUCAUGAGAUUGAGAUCAGUGCUUGCACAAAGCCACAGGUCUCAACCUCCAGCAUCAAUGUCACCAUCCAGGUAGGACAGAAUGUGACUCUGCAGUGUUUGGCACAGGCCAACCCCUCACCAACCAUUACAUGGAUAUAUCCAUUGAGCAUGUGGAGAAAAUUUGAUGUGUUGACUUCCUCUGCUGCAGAAGAUGCUGUUCUGUCCCAGCUGGUCAUUCUUGCUGCUCACCAUGUAGACACUGGAAAUUAUACCUGCAUGGCCUCUAACUUCAUUGGCAGGAGCACACUUGCCAUCUCCCUCCAUGUCCAGCCUGCCCGCGUCCUGUCGUUAGCCCAUUCUCUCGCUGUCUCCCCAGAGAGAGAUGCCUACGUGGACCUGCGUGUGGCCAAGCAGACGAUGCAUGGGAUCUUGCUGGAGUGGCUUGUGGUGGCCAAGCCCUUUGAGGACCAGUGGUUCACCCUCUACAUUGCGUCCGAUGAAGCCCUGCGGAAGGAAGUGGUCCACAUCGGCCCUGGAAUCAACACAUACGCGGUCAAUGACCUCCUUCCUGGUAUAAAAUAUGAAGCGUGUCUCAGCUUGGAGAACCAGCCACCGGGCCGGGGCCAGUGUGUGGUCUUCGUGAUGGGCAGACACAGUGCAGAGCUGGACAGUCGUGAGCGCCUUCUGCAUGCCACAGUGGUCCUGUGUGCUGUCCUUCUGUCAGUACCUGUGGGCGUUUAUGUCUGGGCAGCUCGGGGUCCCUGCAGUUGCACUGAAUGGGGGCUCCGCUGCUGUCCUACAUGCAGAAAAGCCCCCAGGUGCCCUCAAGCAGUCCCACAGUGCAAGGAAGGCUCCUUUCUCAACAUCCCAGCUUUCUAUGAGGACAAGGAGGAACAUGGAGUCAUGGAGGGGGACGAGAUAGAAAAGAGCAACAGUUAA
Molecule: messenger RNA, 1644 nt
Organism: Jaculus jaculus (lesser Egyptian jerboa)
Lineage: Eukaryota; Metazoa; Chordata; Mammalia; Rodentia; Dipodidae
Gene: Lrit2
Product: leucine rich repeat, Ig-like and transmembrane domains 2
Exons: 3
Coding region: 1-1644 (547 amino acids)
Molecular function (GO): protein binding
Source: RefSeq, a predicted model, not a curated record